AUGAUCCGAUCCGUGACUCUGAUCCGAGGAACGAUCCGAACCGGUGAGAGUGGAGGACUGACAGGGAAUGAUGUCACUCAGACGGAGAUUCAGUCUGAGAUCCUGGGUGUCAAAUCAACCAGUGAUCAGACCAACAUCACUCCUGACAUCUGGGCUGAGUUGAAGGAGCUGAGAGACAUGACCAGAGUGGAGCUGAGGAAGCUGGAGCAGGAGAAUACAGAUAUGAUGGCCAGAUUGAAAAUCAGUGAAAACGAGGUGGAGGAGCUCAAGAGACAGAAUGCAGACCAACCAAAGGUGGCGUUCUCACUUGGUCUCACUGACAGCGGACAUAUUGGACCCUUCGAUACUGACAUCAUACUGAAGUUCAGUAAAGUCUUCAUCAACUUUGGUCAGGGCUACAGUCCAUCUACAGGUCUCUUCACAGCCCCAGUCAGAGGAGCCUACUACUUCUCACUCAAUCUACUGGAUACCCGGAGAAGUCCGAUGAACCCGACAGAAGCUCGUAAGGCUCGUAGCGGUAAAGAGUUCGUCCGUUUCCUCGGACAGCUCGCGCUCCGCCCGGCCGGCCGGCGUUCCCGCUCCGAUCAGCUGACGAAGCCGCCGAACCGGUCGAGCCUCCGUCACAUCGGCGGAGCGCCGACCUCGACGCUCCUCGCCGCUUUCAACACGUAG
Molecule: messenger RNA, 672 nt
Organism: Scomber japonicus (chub mackerel)
Lineage: Eukaryota; Metazoa; Chordata; Actinopteri; Scombriformes; Scombridae
Exons: 6
Coding region: 1-672 (223 amino acids)
Molecular function (GO): protein binding
Source: RefSeq, a predicted model, not a curated record